Molecule: messenger RNA, 165 nt
Organism: Nipponia nippon (crested ibis)
Lineage: Eukaryota; Metazoa; Chordata; Aves; Pelecaniformes; Threskiornithidae
Source: RefSeq, a predicted model, not a curated record
UCCACAUGCAAACCCUCGUGCAAACCCUGCAAAUCCACAUGCAAACCCUCAUGCAACUCGUGCAAAUCCUCAUGCAAACCCUCGUGCAAAUCCGCAUGCAAACCCUUGUGCAAACCCUCGUGCAAACCCUUGUGCAAGUCUGCGUGCAAACCCUUGUGCAAGUCC